Molecule: messenger RNA, 2418 nt
Organism: Iphiclides podalirius (scarce swallowtail)
Lineage: Eukaryota; Metazoa; Arthropoda; Insecta; Lepidoptera; Papilionidae
Source: the annotation of a GenBank genome assembly
AUGGCGAGAUUGGACAGCCUUAUAAUCGAUAUCGUGUACACGGCGGUCAGUAUGUCGCGCGACAGGUCAUCGCGUCGGUUCUACCGCGCCGACUCCACCCACGACCUGCUGUCCUACAUGGACCGCGGCCAGGCGGCCAGCGUGGAGAACAGGUGGACCUUCGAGACCGCAUGGGAGGCGGCGAACAAAGUUGGCGGCAUUUACACUGUCAUCAGAUCGAAGGCAUACGUGUCGACAGAAGAAAUGGGGGAUAACUACUGUCUGUUGGGUCCAUAUAAGGAGCACUGCGCCAGGACCGAAGUGGAAGAGGCCGAAUUUGCCCCCAACUCGCCCCUCACCACAGCCGUCAACGCGAUGAGGAGCCAGGGCUACAAGCUUCACACCGGCACGUGGCUGGUGGACGGCAACCCGCAGAUAAUCCUCUUCGACGUGGGCUCCGCCGCGUGGCAGAUGGACAGCUUCAAGCAGGAGCUGUGGGACACCUGCACCCUGGGCAUACCACACCUGGACGUGGAGGCGAACGACGCCAUCAUCCUCGGCUUCAUGGUCGCCCAGUUCAUCAUCGAGUUCAGGAAGGCGGCCGAGAACUGGAGCGACACGCCUCCCCGCGUGGUAGCCCACUUCCACGAGUGGCAAGCCGGCAUCGGGCUGAUUGUUCUCAGAGUACGCCACAUAGAUGUCGCGACGGUGUUCACAACGCACGCCACCCUCCUCGGCAGAUAUCUGUGCGCCGGCAACACUGACUUUUACAACAACUUGGAUAAGUUCUCCGUGGACGAGGAGGCGGGCAAGAGACAGAUAUACCACCGGUACUGUAUGGAGCGGGCGGCGGCGCACAUGGCGCACAUUUUCACCACCGUCUCCGACAUAACGGGAUACGAGGCGGAACACCUCCUCAAGCGGAAGCCGGACAUCAUCACCCCGAACGGUCUAAACGUGAAGAAGUUCUCGGCCCUUCACGAGUUCCAGAACCUGCACGCCCUCGCCAAGGACAAGAUACACGAGUUCGCCAGGGGCCACUUCUACGGCCAUUUCAACUUCGACCUGGACAAGACGCUGUACUUCUUCAUCGCGGGUCGCUACGAGUUCGGCAACAAGGGUGCGGACAUCUUCAUAGAGGCACUGGCGCGUCUGAACCACUAUCUGAAGUCGGUGGACUCUGACACCACGGUGAUAGCGUUCCUGAUCUUCCCCGCGAAGACGAACAACUUCAACGUGGAGAGCCUCCGAGGCCACGCGGUCACCAAGGCGCUGCGCGACACCAUCCAGGACAUCCAGCAGAAGGUCGGCAAGCGGAUGUACGACGUGUGCCUCAGCUGGGAACCAUGCACCAGGGUCAAAAACAACACGACCGCUUGUACUAGAACUCACGAUUCUCACUCCGCUCAGGGGCCACCUCCCGAGCCCGACGAGCUCCUCCACAAGGAGGACACCGUCCGCCUGAAGAGGUGCAUCUACGCCCUGCAGCGGGACGGUCUACCGCCGGUCACGACGCACAACGUGGUGGAUGACUGGAGCGACCCGGUGUUGAAUUCCAUCCGCAGAUGUCAGCUGUUCAAUACUGUGAAUGACAAAGUCAAGGUGAUCUUCCACCCCGAGUUCCUGACGUCCACCAACCCGCUGUUCGGGCUGGAGUACGAGGAGUUCGUGCGCGGCUGCCACCUGGGCGUGUUCCCCUCCUACUACGAGCCGUGGGGCUACACGCCCGCCGAGUGCACCGUCAUGGGCAUCCCCAGCAUCACCACCAACCUCUCGGGCUUCGGCUGCUUCAUGCAGGAGCACAUCGCCGAUCCGAUGUCGUACGGCAUCUACGUGGUGGAUCGCCGCUACAUCUCCCUGGAGGGGUCCGUCCAGCAGCUGGCCCAGUACAUGUUCGACUUCACCAAGUUGACCCGUCGGCAACGCAUCAUACAGAGGAACAGAACCGAACGGCUCUCGGACCUUAUGGAUUGGAGGAACCUCGGAAUUUACUACAGGCAGGCGCGCGCCCAGGCGCUGAAGAUCGUCUACCCGGACUACGUGGACCACAUGGACAUCGAGCUGGGCAAGCGGUUCAACUACCCGCGCCCCAUCUCGGAGCCGCCCAGCCCCACACACUCCAUGCGACGGGAGGGCCGGCUGUCGCCGUCGCACGCGGCCGAGUGCGAACGGAGAGGGACGAGAGACGCCGCGGUCCAGUGCGAGUGCGGCCGGGGCGGCAGCGUGCAGCGCUCGCUGGAGCUGCUGCAGAUAGACUGCGAGGCUGCGGAGGGGCUGGAGGUCGGCUUCGAGAGGCCGUUCGCCGAGGCCGAAUUGGCGGACGACAAUUACCGGACGCCGAACGAGAGCUUCCUGGAGCCGCUGGCGGAGGCGGUGGCCGAGCAGAUAGACGAGCUCAUCUCGAAGCUGAGCGCGUGCGCCGACGAGGGGAAGGCGGAC